Molecule: messenger RNA, 4129 nt
Organism: Myripristis murdjan (pinecone soldierfish)
Lineage: Eukaryota; Metazoa; Chordata; Actinopteri; Holocentriformes; Holocentridae
Gene: smc2
Product: structural maintenance of chromosomes 2
Exons: 25
Coding region: 1-3603 (1200 amino acids)
Biological process (GO): chromosome organization
Cellular component (GO): chromosome
Molecular function (GO): ATP hydrolysis activity; ATP binding; protein binding
Source: RefSeq, a predicted model, not a curated record
AUGCACAUCAAGUCUAUAAUCAUUGAGGGGUUCAAGUCGUACGCGCAGCGGACAGAAAUCAACGGCUUUGAUCCGCUGUUCAACGCCAUCACCGGACUGAACGGCAGCGGCAAGUCCAACAUUUUGGACUCGAUAUGUUUUCUUCUGGGCAUUUCCAACCUCACUCAGGUGCGAGCCUCCAACCUCCAGGACUUGGUCUACAAAAAUGGACAGGCAGGAAUCACCAAGGCCACCGUGUCCAUCACCUUCGACAACUCCAACAAAAGCCAGAGCCCUCUUGGGUUUGAGACCCACGAUGAGAUCACCAUCACCAGACAGGUGGUGAUCGGUGGCAGGAACAAGUACCUGAUCAAUGGAGUCAAUGCCAACAACACCAGGGUGCAGGACCUGUUCUGCUCUGUUGGCCUCAACGUCAACAACCCACAUUUCCUCAUCAUGCAGGGGAGGAUCACCAAGGUUUUAAACAUGAAGCCACCAGAGAUUCUCGCCAUGAUUGAGGAGGCAGCAGGCACCAGGAUGUAUGAGUGUAAAAAAAUCAGCGCUCAGAAAACCAUUGAGAAGAAGGAGGCCAAGCUGAAGGAGAUUCAGACUAUUUUGGAUGAGGAAAUUACUCCCACCAUGCAGAAGCUGAAGGAGGAACGGUCAUCAUACUUGGAGUACCAGAAGCUUAUGCGUGAAAUCCAGCAUCUGUCGCGGCUGUACGUGGCCUGGCUGUUUGUGUGCGCAGAGGAGACCAAGCUGAAAUCGGCAGAGGAUCUGAAAGUCAUGCAGGAUAACAUCACGCAGAUGCAAGCCUGCAUGGCCGAGAAUGAGAGCAAAGUCCAGGAGCUCACAGCCCAGAUUCAGGAGCUGCAGAAGAAAAGGGACCAGGAGGUGUGUGGAGUACUGAAGUCCCUGGAAGAGGCACUGUCUGAGGUGCAACGUGUGGAUGCCAAGGCCCAGAGUGCUCUGGACAUGAAAAAACAGAAUCUCAAAGAUGAAACCAAGAAGAGGAAGGAGCUCGUCAAGAGUAUGGAGGAGGACAAGAAAAUGCUUGUGGUAAAAGAAAAAGAGGUUUCCAAGCUGAUGGAGCAGCUGCAGGCUGUGCAGGAGGACGGCCAGAAAGAGAGCUCCGCCCUGGAAGCAGCUGAGCAGCAUUUCAGGGCUGUGUCGGCGGGCCUCUCGACCAAUGAGGACGGGGAGGAGGCCACACUGGCUGGACAAAUGAUGGCCUGCAAGAAUGACAUGAGCAAGGCCGAUACUGAGGCCAAGCAGGCUCAGAUGACCCUGAAACAUGCCCAGGCUGAGCUGAAGACCAAGCAGGCAGAGGUAAAGAAGAUGGACAGUGGCUACAAGAAGGACCAGGAUGCCUUCCAGGCUGUCCGCAGCUCCAGGGAGAAACUCCAGGCCGAGCUAGCCAAACUCAACUAUGAAGAUGGCAAGGAAGAGAGUUUGUUGGACAAGAGGAGGCAGCUGUCCAGAGAGGUGUCUCAACUUAAAGAGACCUACGAGAGCCUCAUGUCUCGCUUCCCCAACUUGCGAUUUGACUACAAGGACCCGGAGCGGGGAUGGGAUCGCAGCAGAGUGAAGGGGCUGCUAGCCAACCUGAUCACAGUCAACGACGUCUCCUACGCCACAGGACUGGAGGUGGUGGCCGGAGGACGACUCUACAACAUAGUAGUCGACACAGAGGUGACUGGUAAGAAGCUGCUGGAGAAGGGAGAGCUGAAGCGAAGGUACACCAUCAUUCCUCUGAACAAGAUCUCUGCCAGGACACUCAAUCAGAAUGUGGUUGCCACUGCUAAGAGCCUGGUUGGAGAGAACAACGUGCACACAGCUUUGUCCCUGGUGGGUUACGAGGCUGACCUUCGUAAGGCCAUGGAGUAUGUGUUUGGCUCCACACUGGUGUGCGACACCCUGGACAAUGCCAAGAAAGUGGCGUUUGAUAAACGAGUGAUGACCAAGACAGUCACCCUGGGAGGGGACAUCUUUGACCCACAGGGAACUCUGAGUGGAGGAGCUCGCUCUCAGUCAGCGUCAGUGUUGUCCAGUCUGCAGGAGCUGAGGGAGGUCAGGGACAAUUUGAACAACAAGGAGGCACAGCUUCAGGAGACUGAACGACAACUGGCCAGUCUGAAGGGAACUGCUGAGAAGUAUCGUCAGCUGAAGCAGCAGUAUGAGCUGAAGGUAGAGGAGGAACAGAUUCUGCAGACUAAACUUCAGCAGAGCUCUUUCCAUCAACAGCAAGAGGAGCUGGAGAGGCUGCGCAAGGCCAUCGAGGAGAGUGAGGAGACUUUGCGCAACACUAAGGAUGUACAGAAGCGUGCUGAGGAAAAGUACAAGGUGUUGGAAAACAAGAUGAAGAACGCUGAGGCGGAGAGGGAGAAGGAGCUGAAGGCUGCACAACAGAAACUCAAUGCUGCCAAAGCCAAAGCUGAUGCCUUCAAUAAGAAGCUCAAGGAGAAGCAGCAGGAGUCUGACGCAGUGGCCCUGGAGCUGGAGGAGCUGCGGAGGGAGCAGGCCACUUACGAGCAGCAGAUCCAGGCUGUGGAUGAGGCCAUGAAGUCAAUCCAGGAGCAAAUAGACAGUAUGGCCUGCACUGUGUCCCAGAACAAGGAAGCAGUGCGUAAAGCCCAGGAGGAGUUGGCUAAACAGAAGGAAGUGAUCAUGGCACAGGACAAAGAGCUCAAGGGGAAGAGCAUGGAGGCCAAUAAAAUAAGGGAGCAGACCAACGAGGCCCAGCUGAAGAUCAAGGAGCUAGAGCACAACAUUAGCAAGCACCGCAAAGACAGCCAGGAUGCUGCUGCCAAGGUGUCUCGCAUGCUGGAAGAACAUGACUGGAUCCAGUUGGAGCGACACUUGUUCGGACAGCCCAACACCGCUUACGACUUCAAGGCCAACAGCCCCCGCGAGGCCGGCCAGAGGCUGAAGAAGCUGGAGGAGACGACCACCAAGCUGGAGAGGAACGUCAAUAAGAGGGCCAUGAACAUGCUGAACGAGGCCGAGGAGAGGUACAACGACCUGAUGAAGAAGAAGAGGAUUGUGGAAAACGACAAGUCAAAAAUCCUACAGACCAUCGAGGAGCUGGACCAGAAGAAGAAUGAGGCUCUCAACAUGGCUUGGCAGAAGGUAAACAAGGACUUUGGCUCCAUUUUCUCCACCCUGCUGCCAGGAGCAAAUGCUCGGCUGGCCCCUCCUCAGGGCUGUGGAGUCCUGGAGGGCCUGGAGUUCAAGGUGGCCCUGGGGAACACCUGGAAGGAAAACCUCACUGAGCUCAGUGGAGGGCAAAGAUCCCUGGUGGCCCUGUCUCUGAUUCUAGCCAUGCUGCUGUUUAAGCCUGCGCCAAUUUACAUCCUCGACGAGGUGGAUGCCGCCCUCGAUCUCUCCCACACACAGAACAUCGGCCAGAUGUUGCGCACACAUUUUAGACACUCCCAGUUUGUGGUGGUGUCCCUAAAGGAUGGCAUGUUCACCAACGCCAACGUCCUGUUCAAGACAAAGUUCGUCGACGGCAUGUCCACAGUGACGCGGUCGGCCCUUAGCCAGAGUGACGCCAACUUCCCUCAGAAAAACCAGGACAAGGCCCGUUCAAAAGACAAGAGGAACAAGCAGAUCAUGAGCUAACAAGUGCACAGAUCAGCUGAAACUGAUUGUCACAUUUUGAAUUUGCUCUGGUUUUACUUCUCCAAGCACCAUGUCAUAUUGUGUAACAUACCAUAGUAUCAAAUAUUGUGGUAUCUGAUGAUUAUAAAACUGUGUAUAACUCUCUAUUUCCUCUUUGGAUUGUAAUUGAUCAACGUAUUCUUGUCGGUUUUUAUGUUUGUUUAAAUGUGUGUCUUUGAGUCUUGCCAAUCACUUCACAGUGGCGCACUGUUCACCUGUAAGAGUUUGUGCAAGAAAAUCUGUUCUUUGUCUGAUGCUCUUUAAAUCUUGUCAAAAAAAAGUGGAUGUGAUGUGGGUUCACAUCUUGGUAUGUUUGAACUUUUUUAACUGCUAAGUCCUAUUUGUGUAAUCUGAGUCACUGUCACUCUGUCUCUUUUGUGGUCUGCUGUGUCCAUGGGAGCACAAUUAGUAAGCAGGUUAAUCCUUUUCACAUGCAGCUGUUGCGUCUACAUAUCUAGCUAAAUAAAGCUUGUUACAAAAACAUGUA